Messenger RNA from Sphaeramia orbicularis (orbiculate cardinalfish), 669 nucleotides. Its product is annotated as ladderlectin-like. Lineage: Eukaryota; Metazoa; Chordata; Actinopteri; Kurtiformes; Apogonidae. The transcript is spliced from 9 exons. The record is from RefSeq and is a predicted model, not a curated record. Bases 63 to 656 code for a protein of 197 amino acids.
AACUGUUUUCCUCCACACAGAAGAAGCUGUUCUUCAUCAUCACCAUCAUCAUCAUCAUCAUCAUGAAGACUGUCCUGGUCCUCUCUGUUCUCCUGUGCGCUGCUUUUGCAGCUCCAGCUGAAGACAAACAGAAGCCUGUUGUUGAAGCAGCAGUGGAGGCACCGAAAGAAGAGGCUGUAGCAGCAGUGCUGGAUGAGAAGAAAGAGGAGGAAGUAUUUGUGCCUGUUCUCAGAAAUGCUGCAUCUGAGGAGGCAGCAGCACCUGAAGGUCGUUUUAACGUGUGUCCAGACGGCUGGUUCAGCCACGGCUCUCGCUGCUUCUUGUUCGUCAACAGCCCCAUGUCCUGGUACAACGCUGAGGAGCACUGCAACGCCCUGGGUGGACACCUGGCCUCAGCCACCAACCCCAGAGAGUACAGCUUCCUGCAGCAGAUGACAAUGACAGGCAGCCAGAGCAUCGCAUGGCUGGGAGGCUUCAACCUGCAGGGCCGCUGGAUGUGGAUCGACAGAGAGGGUUUCUACUACACCAACUGGUACAGCCCAUCCUCCUCCAGCAGCUCCCCCUGCAUGUACUUACGCAGCAGCAAUGGUUGGGGUAACACCCAGUGUGGAACUUCACUGCGUUUCAUCUGCUCCAAGAACGCAUUCGGCUGCUGACAUGGAAACCACA